AUGACCGGAAAUGAAAAUCAAUGUUCAUCAUGUCCAUAUCGAUAUUUCGCCCAACGCACAAUAACAGAUGAUGGUAUCUUGAAAGCAGAAAAAUGCUCAAAAUGUCCUGCUAAUAAAAAAGUUUCCAGUCGUGGUGAUACAUGCAUACCAUGUCUUAAUACAGAUGAUAUAUGUGAAUGUCAGGAUAAUGAAAUAUGUCAAAAAAUUGAAGAAAAUAAAUUAUUAACAAUGAUUGAGCUUGAAAAUGGCUCGCAGGAAAAUUCCAUUUAUAUUGCAAAGAAUAUCGGAAAAGCGAUAUAUGGUUGCAACAAUAAUAAUACGGAAGCUUGUCAACAUUUAGCUAAUAUUUGUGUACUACAAAAUUAUCGUACCGAACAAUCUUCAGCAUGUACGGAAUUCAAAAAAAUUGCUAAUUCUAUGUUUUAUAAACGAAAUAGUGAACUACUAACAACACCAAUUUUAUUUUAUACCAAUAGCGAAGCAUCAAUUGAACUACUGCAUGAAGCUGCGAUAUCAGCAACUUUCAGUUUUAAUAAACAACAUUCGAAUUCAUUCCUGGAAAUUAUCCUAAUUCAAUAUGCUCUCAAUGGUACUUUCCUUGGAAUGAUAUCAUUGAGUGAAAGUAAUUUAAAUGCAUGUACACAGCAAAAGGAUAAAUUUCAUUUUGGAACAUUUUAUAAGAUGAAAUGUUUCGUACAACUUCAACAUUUAAUGGAUCUUUCCGGUGGUGAACCUAUUUUUAGCGAUUUAUUUAUUUUAUUCAUGAAUAAAUCGGGUCAGAAGCAACUAUAUGCUGUACCAAUUUUAAAUGAAAAUAUACGAAUGCAUCAUGAAUUUGUAAAUCGUUUAACACCAAAUGAACUUUACAAUCCAAAAUGGAUUCUUACUCGACGAUUGUAUUUCGUUGAUGCAAUUUCAUUAAAUACUUUAAAUGGACUACAACAUUCGGUUAUCGUUCGAUAUCCGGAAAAGAUUGAUAUUAGAAUACAAAUAGAUGCUGAAAGCGAUGGUCAUAUAUUAGCACCGCAUUUACGAAUUCGGCAUGCGGAAGUACAAUGGAAUCCGGAAAAGCAAUUAUUGUUACAAUUUGAUAUCACUUAUAUUGCUAAUGAAUCGCAACUUUUUCAACAUUUCGAAAUUGUAUUACUGAUUCUGGCUGCCUUCUCAUUUAUUUAUGCAGCUAUACGAGCAUACAGUUGGGGAAAGCGUUCUGGUAAAAUGAUUAUUGAUAGUGCGACACUUAUCAAACUUAUCUUUUUUGAAUUGGAAAUUUUAAGUGAUAUAUUUAUUUUUGUUACUCUAAUACCAACUAUAUUUACUAUUUUUGCAUAUAAAAUGCAACAAAUACCACAGUAUGCUGUGUUCAGUCAUAAACAGGAAAAAACAUUAUUAACAUAUAUAUUAAUAGCAGCGAUACUUAAAUUGAUCAGUUUAUUUCACUGUAGUGCUAAUUUAAUUCUUACCAAAACAUUUUUCAUCGAUUGGGAACGACCUCAUGUGACCUUUGAAAAAAGUAACACAACACCAUCAUCAUCAUCAUCAUCAUCUGAUACGAAAAAGAAUGUUAAACUCACCAAGCCUAUUAUAUGGCGAACUUGUCUAUUAGCAAACGAAUGGAACGAAUUACAAGGUUAUCGCAAAACAAGCGUUUGUUUACAAAUGAUCACUAUGAUCGCAUUACUUCAUUGGUUGAAACUUGAAAAUUGGGCAAUUAUUACACCUGGAUUACAUACCGAUGUUCCGAUAUUUUCUGCAAGUACAACAUUAAGCGAAUUAGCCAUAAUUAGCAGUAUUUAUUUGGCAGUAUCAGUGAUUCAAUGGCUUUUAAAUAUCACAGUUAUUGAACGAUUCUUAUUAGAUCCAUUUCAUAAUUUAAUCGAUCUAUGUUCAAUUUCAAAUAUUAGCGUACUUGUCCUUACGCAUCCAUUACAUGGAUACUAUAUACAUGGUCGUUCAGUACAUGAUCGAGCUGAUACUGAUAUGGUUGAGAUGAAUCAAUGCUUACAGAGAGAACGAGAAAAUUUAUGUGGUACACGUGGUUUGGAAGCAGGUAGUGACCUUCAAACUUAUAUCAUUAAUCUACCAAGAGCAUUUCGUGAACAAUUCGAUGCAGCAUCACAAAUAUUAGAAAAUGAAGUCGAACAGGGUGAUAAAUUUACCACUAAUCAUUUUGAUGCCACAACUGCUAAUAUUCGAAAAAUUGCUAAGGGGCGUGAACAAUUGAAUAAUUUCUUAAUAAAAUUUAUUGAACACAAUAAUCUAAAAGUGGAUUAUAUUGUUGAUGAUCCAACAUUACUUGAAUUAUUAUUCGAUAUCGAAUUUAUUGAUUCGACAAAUAUUGGCCAUUUUCUAAGGGAUAAAUCAGAAAUAGCUUAUAGUGGAGCAUUCAUAUAUGGUAAUGAAUGGAUUUAUUUAUCAUUUGAAUUAUCAUUAUUUUGUAGUGUGUAUAUUUUCACGAAGAGUUAUACAUGCUCAGCUUUUAUUACUUAUAUCGUAUCAAUUAUUAUCAAAAAUCUUAUCGCAACCUAUUUCACUAAUCAUCUUAUCAAAAGUAGUUAUGUUGAUCAUCGAUUUCUAUUUUGA
Messenger RNA from Cercopithifilaria johnstoni, 2583 nucleotides. Lineage: Eukaryota; Metazoa; Nematoda; Chromadorea; Rhabditida; Onchocercidae. The record is from the annotation of a GenBank genome assembly.